Messenger RNA from Eurytemora carolleeae, 2204 nucleotides. RefSeq lists its product as uncharacterized. The transcript has 10 exons. The coding region runs from base 272 to 1051 and encodes 259 amino acids. NCBI's taxonomy places the organism in Eukaryota, Metazoa, Arthropoda, Copepoda, Calanoida, Temoridae. The record is from RefSeq and is a predicted model, not a curated record.
UGACGCAUGUGCUAUAUUAACCACAAACAAAAGUUUGAUGUAGAUAUCCAAAUAUUUAUGGCUAAACCUGGUAUUCCAAUUGGACAAAAAAAAAAUAUUUUAAAAGAAGAAACACAGAUUAAAAGUGUUAGUUAAAUUCAUAAACGGUAAUAUUUUUACAAAAUAAAAAUUAAAUAUUGAAAUAUAUAAUUAUAAAGAAAGCUGUUCCAUAAUUAUAAAGAAAGCUGUUCCAUAAGAACCAAUCAGUUGAGCAAAAGAAGUCUUCAGGAAAAUGUGGGUCAGCCUCAAGAUGACUGCUCUAAAUUUUGUAGUGGUCUUCUCACUGCUAGCUUUUGCUAUUGGUGGAAGAAUGUACAAAAAGAACGGACAUAUUUAUAAAGCAACAUGGAAUCAAGAAGUUCUGAAACAGAUUCCAGAUGCUAGUCCUAUCUGCUGUGCAGGCCUCUGCAAUAUGGAAAAGGAAUUCUGCAACUCUUUUCAUUACAACAAAACUUCAAAACUCUGCUCCUUGGCAAAUUUGACCAAAUUGGAAGAUGUCCUCUUUGCUGAAGAUGGAAUAGAUGUCUUCAUUGAUCUGGAAUUCUUGAAACAUCUGGUGUCUGAAUGCCCUGCAAAUAAGCCAUAUUCAUUUGACAAUCGGAGCAAAUGUUGUGAGGAUAACCUGGAGGAAAACUAUACAACUAAGUUUCCUGGAUUACUGACUCAAAAAAGCAAAUCUUGCAGUGGAAAAAGUGUGGUAUGUAAAUCAGGAAUAUGCAAAAGAAGCAAAAUUGUUGAAUCAGUCAGCCCCUUUCAGGUUUUGGACAUAGAUUUGCAAUUGGGCAAUAUAACUGUUGUUGGCGUUACUUCCAAAUCUACAGCUGCUGAAUGCGGCAUAGAAUGUGACAACAAUGAAGAUUGUCAGGGCUGGACUUACAAUGCACAAAAUUGGGCUUGUUACAUCAAACAGUUCAAUGGUGUUGAAACAUAUUUUUCUCCUUUUGACACACCAGGUGUAGCAAUAUCUGGUUAUAAACCAUCAUUUACUGGACUCACUCUAGAUGAUUUUUGAAUAAUCAGUUAAAAAUUUUAAAACAUAUUUGUAUGUUUUGAACAAAGUACACACAUUUUAAAUCGUUUGUUCAAAAAAAUAUGAUGGUUUUUUUGCUAAACAAAUGAUGAAAGUUUAUUUAAUGAAAGAACAAUUUAUUAAACAAACAAUUUCACAAGACAUUUGCCUAGUGAAACAAUUAAUGAAAUAUAGAUUGUGAAUGAACAAUAUUUUUAAGAAGCCAAUCUUUACUUGCCCUGGGUUUAAUUUUGCCUUUCUUAAUUAUUAGAGAAGUCCCAUCAUGCUUUUUAUUUUUAUUAAAUGCACCCCUUUUUAUAGAAUGUCAACCCUCCCCAGCUUUAAGAAAUUAUUUCUUUUCUAAAAUCAGAAUAUGCAAACUAUCCACCUCCAUGAAUAUGCAAACUAUCCACCUCCAUGGCCCAAAUAAACCAUUUAAAUCAUUUUGCCAAUAUGAUUAAUAAACUCAGAUUAGUUAACCCUUUUGCAACAAAAAAGAAAUGCGAUGUGGUGUUGUUAAAACCAAGAACUCCAUUAUUGGCUAUUUAUCUUUGUAUGGGAACACCAAUGUUGGACAUUUUUAGCAGUUGUAGGCAAAACAAAUAUUUAUUUAAUAUAGCAGAAUAAAAAUCACUGAAGCUGAAUUUUCCAUUGCAUUACGUUUUUUUGUUUAUAAUGAUAAAUAAUUCAGAAUAUUUCUAGUUCCUUGGAUAAAGAAAAAAAUAACAAAAUAAUUAAAAAUUUUGAUAUAAUUUAUUCAAUAAUAUUGAUGUGAUCGCCCGAUUACGUGAUUUUGAAUAACAUAUACAAUCCUGAAUUUUACAGUCUAGCUUUUCAAGAUUCUAUGGUCCUCCAAUUACUUCCAAUUUAUUUGUAAUUUGUCUGUAAUUGACAAGGCUUUACAUACCAUGUCACUUAACCUGCAGAUAUUUUUAUUUUUAACAAUUUAUCCCUACAUGAUUUGGCAAUUUUUUUCUGCUAGUUUAUUUUCAAAUUUAUAUGGUUAUUUCAUAAAAUUUUUUUGUUUUUUAAAUAUGUGUAUACACAAGUUUUACAUAGCUUUGUGGUAAGCAAUGUCUACAAUUUUUUCUUAAAGUUUUUCAGGAUUUUUCCAAAAUAAUACAAUAAAAUAAAGGCGUCUCCUGUUAAAUUGGAA